GUGAGCCCAAGAGUUGGAAAAAUAAGAGGGAAUUGUACCCCAGGGAGAAGACUCAGGUCGCUGUAAACAUCUCCUCUGCUCCUGCCACCAUGCACCUGAGAAGACACGACUUAUAAAACUGUGGAGACCUAAAGGAGAUGUGGGUGAGACAUGCUUCACUCCUUCCUGCUGUCUUGUCUGGGGCUAGAGCCUCAUUCUCCUCCACCAACCAUCCAAGCAGACUUUCUCCUCACAGAUGCUGCCCAGUCAUAACAAACUCAUGGAACCUGGCAAUGAAACACAACUUUCAAAGUUUCUUCUUCUGGGAUUCUCAGAGGACCCAGCACUGCAGCCCCUCAUAUUUGGGCUCUUCCUCUCCAUGUACCUGGUCACUGUGGCUGGGAACUUGCUCAUCAUCCUGGCCAUCCUCUCAGACCCCCACCUCCACACACCCAUGUACUUCUUCCUCUCCAACCUGUCCUUGGUGGACGUCUGCUUCACCUCCACCACCGUCCCCAAGAUGCUGGUGAACAUCCAGACGCAGAGCAAAGCCAUCAGCUAUGCAGGCUGCAUCACCCAAAUGUACUUUUUACUGCUGUUUUCAGGGUUGGACAUAUUUUUGCUGACGGUGAUGGCAUAUGACAGGUUUGUGGCCAUCUGUCACCCCUUGCACUACACGGUCAUCAUGAGCCCCCGGAUCUGUGCCCUGCUGCUUCUGGUGUGCUGGAUCAUCAGUGUCCUGAAUUCCUUGUCACACUGCUUCCUGGCACUGAGACUGUCUUUCUGUGCAGCCCCGGACAUUCCCCACUUUUUCUGUGAACUGAACCAGGUGGUCCACAGUGCCUGCUCUGACACCUUUCUGAAUGACAUGGUCAUCUAUUUAACCGCUAUGCUGCUGGCUGCUGGUCCUUUGGCUGGGAUCCUGUACUCCUACUCUAAGAUCGUCUCCUCCAUCCGUGCAAUCUCCUCAGCUCAGGGGAAGUAUAAAGCAUUCUCCACCUGUGCCUCUCACCUCUCUGUCGUCUCCUUAUUUUAUUGCACACUCCUGGGUGUGUACCUUAGUUCUGCUGUUACUCAAAACCCACACUCAACUGCAACAGCCUCACUGAUGUACACCGUGGUCACCCCCAUGCUGAACCCCUUCAUCUACAGUCUGAGGAAUAAAGAUAUUAAGAGGGCCUUGAAGACAUUGUUUAUGAGAGAAACCAGAAAUUUAUCAGUUGACCCAUCUCAGUAGAAGUGCUCUUGAUUGUGGAGAUAGAAUCCUGGGAUCCAGAAAUUGUGACUUACUGAUGAGAUUAGAUACAAGUGUAACUUGUUUCUUCUGUUUAUAUCCUAUAAUUUCCAUUCUGUUGAGAUCAAUGUCUCUGCAACAUUUAACUAACUUAUUUAUUAGGUUGUCUGUUCUUUCUAAUAUCUACUUCUUUUUCUUUGUCAUUCUUUUCUGUUUUCCAAGUUUAUUCUAUCCUUAGAUCUAUGUGCUUCAAAAUUUCCACUCAAAAUAGAACACAUGAAUUUCUUAGGACUAAUUUCUUCUCAGAUAAACUAUGUCACACUGAGUUAUUUUUCUGUCAUUUAACUAAAGGAACAGUCAUGAAUUUGAUUACUCUAUGUACAAAACUACACUGGACAACUAAGACUAUUUAUGUAAUUUUUUAGGUUAUGAACAUCUGAAUACACAGUUUUUAAUAUGUGAAUCCAACAUAAUCUUCUAUAUCACAACAUUAAACUGCCCUUCCUAAUGAUGUAGUCUUUAACACGAUGUGCAUUUCAUAGCUGGUCACUGCGUUUGUUCUCAUUAGAAUACUGUUCUCUUAUUCAAAUUGGGAUUCACAGUGCUUCCCAGUCACUGGCAAAAGUUAAUUUUCCAAUUACUAAAUGUCUCUUAGUUAGCUGGACAGCAAAUUUAUUGUAGUUCCUUUUUUAAUAUACUUAUUAGAA
Molecule: messenger RNA, 1920 nt
Organism: Oryctolagus cuniculus (rabbit)
Lineage: Eukaryota; Metazoa; Chordata; Mammalia; Lagomorpha; Leporidae
Product: olfactory receptor 7A17-like
Biological process (GO): G protein-coupled receptor signaling pathway
Cellular component (GO): membrane
Molecular function (GO): G protein-coupled receptor activity; olfactory receptor activity
Source: RefSeq, a predicted model, not a curated record